This is a messenger RNA of Lampris incognitus (smalleye Pacific opah), 984 nucleotides long. It is a transcript of the gene riiad1, whose product is annotated as RIIa domain-containing protein 1. Bases 141 to 419 code for a protein of 92 amino acids. The record is from RefSeq and is a predicted model, not a curated record. The transcript is spliced from 4 exons. Lineage: Eukaryota; Metazoa; Chordata; Actinopteri; Lampriformes; Lampridae.
CAGGUGAGCGCUUUAAAGCCGGUAGCGCUGAUCUGGUGGACUGAACGGUAUAAUUCUCGGUCUGCCAAAUACGCAGCAUUACAUUUUGUAAAAUAAAAGACCGUAUAAGACGUUAAAUUCGUGGCGUUACCAGCUAAGUGAUGGCUGGGGAAGGAGGAGGGUCGGAACAACUGGACCCGGGCGCGCUGAGCGCCGAGCAGCGGGAGAAACUACGACAGUUCAAGAUCAAAACGAGAAUCGAGAAUGAAAAGUAUUUGAGGUCACAUCCAGAAGUGGAGGUGCUGCUAAGUGAAUUCCUCAGAGAUGUGUGUCUUAAGAGGCCUGCUGACAUUCGGGAGUUUGCAGCAGGUCACUUCACCAACCCUGAUCUCCCUGUGCUUAUUGGUGCCAAAAUGCAGGAAAACAGGGAUAAGGACUGAAACAGAAAACACCGUUCCGGUGCUGCAAGCCUUUGUGUUGUGCAUCUUUUCUACAGAGCGUUACAUUGUGGUACAGUUUGUGGUUUAAGGUGGAAUGAUGACGUCACCAUGUGCAAGUUGUGUGUCCCAGGUUUCUCUUGCUCCGUAGGUAGCAUUUUGCCGUCGCUGGGACCGGCGAGCCCGUGACAGUCUGCUCACUGGGGACGCAUCCAGGCCAGCUAGCUAAACAAGCCACAUAGCAAGACAUAAACUUGUCCCUGUUGCUAAUGAGUCAUCAAGGUGUGUUAAUUAAAGAAGGACAUCCCGUGAGUAUAUUACAAGGCAGGUGGCGUUUUAUUUGUUAGCCAGCUUCUUCCGUGGAAUAAGAGAGACUGGGCUUGUGUACCGUAUGGUUGUUAUCAGGUGAUACAGUGACGGAAAUCUAUUGAUCAUUUACUUUUUUCUGUGUGUAAAUAUGUCCCACCCGUCCAUUUGAUUGUUGUCUUCUUUUUUUAACGUAGAUAUACUGUCUUAAAUGGCAACCUCAAAAUCUCUGUUACUUUUGGAUAAUAAAGCAACAAUCACC